Molecule: messenger RNA, 633 nt
Organism: Cherax quadricarinatus
Lineage: Eukaryota; Metazoa; Arthropoda; Malacostraca; Decapoda; Parastacidae
Source: RefSeq, a predicted model, not a curated record
AUGUUCGUGAGGCAGGAGGUCCAAGACACUCAAAGAAUGUUGGAGGUAUGUGGGUGCCAGCAUGGUGCUGCUGCAUUGAUGGGCGUGAUGGUGGGCGUGUUGGUGGGCGUGUGUGUGGCAGAGGGUGGCGGCCAGGCCUAUGUGCUGGGUGAGGCUGGUACUCGCGGACAGUCAGUUAUUACAACCAUCCCGACCUCCUCCCUUACCCUGUGUGCUGCUGCAUGUCUUACUGAGUCCAUCUGUCUGGGAAUGAACUGGCUGGGAACUUCCUGUGAGACUCUCUCCUCCCUCCGUACAGUUGUUGCUGAUCCUACUUCCUCCAUCUAUGUUCCUGACAUUCAACGUACCUCAGUGGUCUUGCAGUACUCCUGCCCUUCCUGCUACGGAUCACAGCCAUUAGGAAUCUCAAACUGGACGCUGGAGUGUCCUCACUCCAAUGGAGUGGUUGUUGGAGUGGCGGCGGCUGCCUCCGAUUUUAGCAGAUUUGGUUGGUUGCUGUGUGCACAACCAGCAGGUCUGGUCCUCAACUACUCCAUCGCCUGUGUCCACCAGACUGGUAGCUGUAACAACCGUAACUUGCAAUGGGUAAGUAGGAACCAGAACAUAACACUGCAAGUAGGAACCAACACUUAG